AUGCUUCGCCCUAUAAUCUCUCUCCUCUUCGCCGCGACCGCGUUGGCACAAACACCAGCAGGGAGCUACGCCCACACUAAGCAUAACCUCGGCGCAGCCUAUCAGAACGCGACAAUCACCCCUGGAACCUGGAUUAGCCCUGAUGACGUCAGCGAUCAACCCGCCAUCUGGCCUUCCAGCAUGAAAAUGCGCCAGGAUACCAAGUACAUGCUCAUCAUGCUGGAUCUCAAUAUCCCAGACUCCGACGUCACCACUGCUGCAUACUAUGACACAUUAGUUCCCGGUUUGGCUGCAAACACUACGACACGUGUUCAUUGGUGGGGUGGCAACUAUACUAUUGAGGAUGGCAAAUUCGUCAACUCGAGCGAUAGUCUUGCGCCGUACACUGCGCCCCGUCCGAGGGAUAGUACCAACCACACUUACGCCUUGUAUUUGUUUGAUCAGCCUGCUGGAUAUGUUCCGUCUAAGGCUGCGCUGGAUGGUACUUAUUACUCCCAAAGCACCAAUGCGCGGUUCAACUUUAGUUUGACUCCGAUUUUGGAGGCGGUUGGGGAGCCUGUUGCGGCGACUUACUUUUUGAGUGACGAGGUUUAG
This is a messenger RNA of Penicillium pulvis, 594 nucleotides long. RefSeq names its product YbhB/YbcL family Raf kinase inhibitor-like protein. The coding region runs from base 1 to 594 and encodes 197 amino acids. The record is from RefSeq and is a predicted model, not a curated record. The transcript is spliced from 2 exons. NCBI's taxonomy places the organism in Eukaryota, Fungi, Ascomycota, Eurotiomycetes, Eurotiales, Aspergillaceae. Gene Ontology annotation, molecular function: phospholipid binding; peptidase inhibitor activity. Gene Ontology annotation, biological process: regulation of proteolysis; regulation of Ras protein signal transduction.